Molecule: messenger RNA, 687 nt
Organism: Trichoderma virens Gv29-8
Lineage: Eukaryota; Fungi; Ascomycota; Sordariomycetes; Hypocreales; Hypocreaceae
Exons: 2
Coding region: 1-687 (228 amino acids)
Source: RefSeq, a predicted model, not a curated record
AUGGCCCCUAAACGAGACGCAACCGAAGCCCCGUCUGCUGCUCUAUUGCGCAGGAGUAAAAGACUCAGGACAGAUAUUGGCGCGGUGAACGAAGCAGAAGAACUUCCCCAGACGGAAGAAGAAAAUGACUUGGAAGAAGCAGCUCUGUCAGGAGUCGACGGUAUAAAAGAAAGAAAUGUCGAGGAGGAAACUCUGGUAUCGGAAAUCGACAAAGAAGAAACUCAAGAAGAUACAAAGACCAUACGGAGGGAGCAAAUUGAGAUAGCACUGAAGGAGAUGGGCUUACUGCCUAACAUUUUCGGAUCGAGAGACAAGUAUUUCCAGACUCAACCGUUGAUACAAUCGAAUGGCGACAAAAUAAAGAUCGGAAAUCUUGGGGAAUCGCAUUGUCCAAAAAUGGAUGAUAUUUGGCAGGACUACCUCGGUAAACUAAAGGAUAUCCUUGGUGAUAACAGCACUUUUGACAUUUCGACAUUGGCCAAGCCGUCUGGUCCUUUUGGUGCCGCUCUUCACUUCCAAUGGCACUAUCUGGUAAACACUAAACGUUUGAACGGCCUAAAAUACCGGCAUGUUCUGGAUCCAAGCAAUCCAAGCCUCGUACGCCAAAUAAAGAAGAUUGGGACGCCAUCGAAUGUGUCGGUGUCGGACACGAUACCAAUUCGACAGCCCUCAAGAAACCCUAACUAG